Herpailurus yagouaroundi (jaguarundi) is the source of this 870-nucleotide messenger RNA. RefSeq names its product transport and Golgi organization protein 1 homolog. Bases 364 to 864 code for a protein of 166 amino acids. The transcript is spliced from 10 exons. The record is from RefSeq and is a predicted model, not a curated record. Gene Ontology annotation, cellular component: endoplasmic reticulum exit site; endoplasmic reticulum membrane. NCBI's taxonomy places the organism in Eukaryota, Metazoa, Chordata, Mammalia, Carnivora, Felidae. Gene Ontology annotation, biological process: endoplasmic reticulum to Golgi vesicle-mediated transport; protein secretion; vesicle cargo loading.
GAGCCUCCAGUAUAUCCAGUUAAUUUACAGCAAAAAACUGCAAAGAUCAACACGUUGGAGAAAGAAAACACAGAGCUGGCUGAAGCAAUAUCCACGUGGGAACAGAAGAUACAUCUUCAGGAAGCUAAGAGAGAAAGUAACAUUCACUCUGCUGAAGCUCUGAAGUUGAAAUCAGAAGAUGCAAACGGUCAAUUGGAGGAACUGAGAGCCUGGAGGUCCAAUAAACGUGCACUGGAAGCAAGGAUAAAAGCCGUGGAAGACCUUCGUAAUGCUGUGAGUUCUAUUAAAGCAAUCAGGGCAGAAACAGCCAAAAGGCUGAAGGAGAGCAGAGACGUCCUUGAUGAAUCCAAUGAAGAAAGAAAAAUGGCUACAGCAAAGAAUCUGGAUAUGACAAAGUGUGAACUAGUGGCAAUGAAGAAUCAGACGGCAACUGCAGAGGAAAAUCUGAAAAUAGCUACAAGGGACAUACACAAGUGCAAACAGCAAAUGGAACAAACACGAGAACAGCUGCAGAAGGCAGAACGCACCUUCACACACCAGGUCGCAGUUUAUGACCGUAAUGCUCGGAAAAACUGGAUCAGGACUCAGAUCUGGGAGAGGAAAAUGGCGGAGCAGAGCCGGGAGGUCGCCCACUUGAAAUACAGACUGGAUGUGAUGCAAGGAAAGAGGCUGCUUGACAGACACAGGAGGCGGAGACCAAUGCCUGGAAGUCCAGAGAAACAGAACCCUGCGAGGAGAGGUAAAAGGCAUGUGGUGAUGUGCAGCAGCCUAAUUUCUGCGGCAAAGCCUUUUCCUGUGGGUGAUCAUCGUGUGUCCUGGACAGAACCGCAAACACUAAGGACAGCAGGUGGUCUGAAGGGGUGACAGAAG